Messenger RNA from Talpa occidentalis (Iberian mole), 1830 nucleotides. RefSeq names its product autoimmune regulator (gene AIRE). Gene Ontology annotation, molecular function: DNA-binding transcription factor activity, RNA polymerase II-specific; translation regulator activity; DNA binding. The record is from RefSeq and is a predicted model, not a curated record. Gene Ontology annotation, cellular component: cytoplasm; nucleus. Gene Ontology annotation, biological process: regulation of transcription by RNA polymerase II; humoral immune response. Lineage: Eukaryota; Metazoa; Chordata; Mammalia; Eulipotyphla; Talpidae.
AUGGCAGGCGAGCCCCGGGCGGGCGGGGACGCGGCCCUGCGGCAGCUCCUGCGCAGGCACCGCACGGACAUCGCGGUGGCCGUGGACAGCGCCUUCCCGCUGCUGCACGCGCUGGCCGACCACGACGGUCCCGAGGACAAGCUGCAGGAGACCCUGCGUCUGCAGGAGAGGGAGGGCUGCCCGCAGGCCACGCACGCGCUGCUCUCCUGGCUCCUGACCCAAGACGGCGCCGCCAUCCUGGACUUCUGGAGGGUCCUCUUUAAGGACUACAACCUGGAGAGAUACGCUCGGCUGCAGCCCGUGCUGGACAGCUUCCCCAAAGAUGUGGACCUCAGCCAGACCCGGAAGGGGAGGAGGCCCCCCAGCAGCCCCAAGGCCUCAGUGCUGCUGCCCAGACCCCCCACCAAGAGGAAGGCUGUGGAGGAGCCACGGGUGGCCCCAGCAGCAGCCCCGGGCCUGAGGGGCACCUCCAGUCCAGGCUCCCACGCCAAGGUCAAGCCCCCCAGGAGGCCGGAGAGCAGUGUGGAGCAGCAGCGCCCCACCCCGGGGAACGGAAUUCAGACCCUGUCCGCCUCGGUGCAGAGAGCCGUGGCCAUGUCCUCCGGGGACGUGGCAGGAGCCCGCGGGGCCGCGGAGAGGGUCCUCAUCCAGCAGGUGUUCGAGUCAGCCGGCUCCAAGAAGUGCAUCCAGGUGGGCAGCGAGUUCUACACGCCUGGCAAGGGUGAGGACCCGGGUGCGGGGAAGAGCAGGACCCGCGGCGGCGGCAGCGGGGGCCUGAAGACUCUGGUCCGAGCCAAGGGACCCCAGACCGCCGCCCCUGGCGGGGGCGACAUGAGGACAGGCCAGCAGGGCAGGGGCCCGGCCCCUCCGGCCCUCCCCAGCGAGCCCCUGCUUCACCAGAAGAACGAGGACGAGUGUGCCGUGUGCCGCGACGGCGGGGAGCUCAUCUGCUGCGACGGCUGCCCCCGCGCCUUCCACCUGCGCUGCCUGUCCCCGCCGCUCAGGGACGUCCCCAGCGGCAUGUGGAGGUGCUCCAGCUGCCUCCAGGGACGCGCCCCGAGGGACCUGCUCCGGGUGGAGGAGCCCCGGCUCCCCGAGCCGCCCACAGUCACCCCGGUUCUCCUGGGUCUGAGGUCGGCGGGCGAGGAGGCCGGGGGCCUGCCCAGGGAGCCCCCCGCCGGGGCGGACGCUGCAGCCGUCUACAAGCACCUGCCGGCCCCGCCCUCCGCAGAGCCCCUCCCCGAGCUGGACCCCUUGGCUCUGCGCCCCCUCCUGUGUGCGGGCCCCGAGGGGCAGCAGGGCCCGGCCGGGCGGUGCGGCGUGUGCGGGGGCGGCGCGGGGCUGCUGCGGUGCGGGCGCUGCGCCCUGGCCUUCCACUGGCGCUGCCACUUCCCGGGGGGCGCCGCGCGCCCGGGGCCCGCCCCGCGCUGCAAGGCCUGCUCCGGAGACCCGAGCCCGAGCCCGGGGGAGGCGGCAUCCGCUGAGGGUCAGAAUUCGGUUCUCAAGGCCUGCCUGGAGGAGGAGGGCCCCUGCCCCCCAGGGCCCCCGGCUGUGGCCUCCGGGAAUCUAGACCCCAGGCCGGGCCUCAGCGACUCUCCCUCCUCGGUGCUGCAGGCGGACGACUCGGGUCAGGAGCCGGCUCUGCACAGGGAUGACCUGGAGUCCCUCCUGAGCGAGCACUCCUUCGACGGCAUCCUGCAGUGGGCCAUCCAGAGCAUGUCCCGCCCGCUGGCCGAGGCCCCCGCCUUCUCCUCCUGACCGGCACUGCAGGGGGCGCCCCCUUCCGCACAGGUGGACUUGUGGCCUCUGCUGCCCUCAGCGGGAUGGGCC